Molecule: messenger RNA, 899 nt
Organism: Rubroshorea leprosula
Lineage: Eukaryota; Viridiplantae; Streptophyta; Magnoliopsida; Malvales; Dipterocarpaceae
Source: the annotation of a GenBank genome assembly
GGCUAGGACAUCUUAGCCAUUAUUAACUAGGACAUCUUAGCCACAAGAGGUCCAGAUUGGGGUUACCAAUGGCAAUGGGGUUCUGUUGCGCAGCCAACAACGUAGCACUGCCAGCAACUGCGGCCAUCAACAUCGAUGAAGCUUCACCCAAUGUAGCCGAUUCUACCCAAGGUUUUGUUACCAUGGUAAACCAUGCUACUCUCUUGGAUAGGGAGCGUUCUAAACAUGAGACAAUCCAUUUUCAAUUCGUCUAUGACCCAUCUUACCCAAAGGAGAUUCUAUCCAAGCCUUAUCCGAAGAAAUAUGAGAGCCCUACAUUCCCUCAAUAUGAUGGAAGGAAGGGUAGUGUUGUGGAGCACGUUAGCAAAUUCCUUGAUGCCAUGAGGCCUUACGUCGGCAACAACGACUUGUGCCUCUCAUCGGCACCACCCAUUCCUCUCACUGUCGAAGAGCUUGAUGUGCUCUUGAAUCAAUGGAUCGCUGAUGGUGCUAUCAUACUGCCUCAAUCGCAUCGCAAGCCUAGUGAUGAUGAUAAGUACAACCACAAAACCAUAGAAGCCAUCCUCUCUAUUGUUGAUGAGACUGGAGAAGAGUGCCUCAAUGUCAAAGCUUAUGCCAAUCGUGCUUAUCUUGAGUCCUCUAAUGCCAUCACAUUCACUAACGAAGAUAUGGAGGCACUAUAUCCUGGCCACAGAAAUCCUGUUUACUUAUUCGCUCAGAUUAAUUCUAUCAGUGUCAGACGUGCACUUGUUGAUACUAGAUCCUCGCUCAACCUAAUACCGCUAAGCACCAUUAUCGUUGUAGAGAUUCCCUAGCAAAGGAUCGUCAUGUCUCCAUUCAGUAAUGUCAGCUUUGGCAGCAGUAGUGAGCAUGCCCUUAAAUACAUUCAACUUGAAUUA